AUGCCGGCCAUGUUCGGAAAGGUUUUAAAACGCGGUGUGAGUGCAGCGACUGUGGCGUUGCUCUGUGUCGUACCGAGCACUGGGUCGGUCAACCGUCGUGCUAACACCAGAUUUCACACUGAUCAAGAGUUACCAAAGCCGUGUGAAGCGCCCGAGCAGCUUCUUCCGAGUACAAGACAAAACUCGCGGCUACUCGAGCAAACAUCGUUCACAGCCCAGACUUUGAGUCGGGGUGCGUCCGUGUGCUCAAAGGAAAUGGAGCCCGCUCACCGCGUCGGAGAAACGGGUUAUUCGUCCUUUUCUCCAAGUGGACCGUGCCCCGGACAACAAUGGUGA
Messenger RNA from Phytophthora nicotianae INRA-310, 336 nucleotides. RefSeq lists its product as hypothetical. Bases 1 to 336 code for a protein of 111 amino acids. The record is from RefSeq and is a predicted model, not a curated record. The transcript is spliced from 2 exons. NCBI's taxonomy places the organism in Eukaryota, Oomycota, Peronosporomycetes, Peronosporales, Peronosporaceae.